AAAAAAAAAAAAAAAAAACGUAGGGAAUUGGCAACCAUCGCCUACUCCUCUCCCGUCAUCACUAGAGUCUAGUCUACUGCUUCCUCCGUCUACUCUGUCUGUUCGAUCACGAAGGUAAUGACGCUGACAAAUUUCAACGGCGCUGGCGUUGGAUUUGGUUUCGGCGUCGGUUGCGGCUUCGGCGUUGGAUGGGGCUUCGGAGGAACGCCUUUGAAUUUCUUGGGUCUUGGUGCCGGUGGUGGCUGUGGGAUUGGAGUCGGCCUUGGAUGGGGCUUUGGCACCGCAUUUGGUAGUCAGUAUCGGUCAUCUAGGGUCACCUUCCAUGGAAUAGAAUUUGAUCAAAAGGAGCAUGAUAAUGGUGGCGAGAUAAAACCUUUGGAAAAAGGCACCCAGGAAGUUCGUGCUUCACAGUAGUUUUCACUUUGGUCGUUCCUAUUUGGAUCGACAUAGUUAUAGAAGGAAAAAAAUCAGUUAAAACUUGUACGUACGUCUUUUCGCCCCUUUUUUCUAAGAGUUCCAGAAUCAAGUUUAAGCAUGUGGAGCUGAAACAAUAUUGGCAAUAACAUGUUUUACUUUUUGUUUCUUCAUUAUUUGACUGCCAGUUUGUAACGUUUCCUUGACAAUAAUAGCAAUUUUUCUGUGUUA
This is a messenger RNA of Morus notabilis, 645 nucleotides long. Its product is annotated as protein TRIGALACTOSYLDIACYLGLYCEROL 5, chloroplastic. Bases 118 to 414 code for a protein of 98 amino acids. The record is from RefSeq and is a predicted model, not a curated record. Lineage: Eukaryota; Viridiplantae; Streptophyta; Magnoliopsida; Rosales; Moraceae. The transcript has 4 exons.